AUGACUCCUUCACCCUUAGAUUGCAAGACUAAGGCAAACGAGGCAGAACCUCGGUGGCGUGAUAGGCUGGUUCUCACUAGGGUCAGUCCUAUCACAAAAUUGGAGUUUCUAACCUCACUCUGCUUGCUAUUCUAUCACUCAGGGAUCCAGAAUGGAGCAACUGGGGGUGAUGCGGAAGCCACCAGGGUGGGGCUGGUAAGAUAUGAUAUCAAGCGGUCUAGAAUAGAAUUGAAAGCUCAAAAGGGAAGUGAAGGAUCAGUUCCUCCCAUGCAAUGUGGCAUGGCUCGCUCGUAUCGGAUCGACGAAGACCCGACAGUUGUUCACAAGUACCCCUUACUCCACUCCAAGUUUCAAGAUCUCGACUCACAGGAGAGGAAAGGGGAAAGUCUUUUUCUUAGUUGCGUUCAUGCCCUGUGGGAAACUAGCAACUGA
This is a messenger RNA of Sphenostylis stenocarpa, 432 nucleotides long. Lineage: Eukaryota; Viridiplantae; Streptophyta; Magnoliopsida; Fabales; Fabaceae. The record is from the annotation of a GenBank genome assembly.